UUCAUCAAUACACAACAUUCAGUGAUGAGCAGAACUGACAGCUGAAUGGAGGCGAAUUGGUUCCUUGAUUUGUGGUUUAAAUAUUGCAUUUUGUAGAAAAUGAAAUGGAGAACGGUUAAUUUAGAUAUAAAGAAGCAUUUGUGGGUAAUUGGUAGAUACAACUGGACAUGAGUGGCCAAUGUUUACAUUUUCUAGUGCACAUGUCUUUGGAAUGAAAUUGAAAGUGGCUAGUAUUUUGAUGUGUAGAUGAUGAACAUGGGCAUACUGAAUAUUUUAGUUUUCACUUUAUGUAUUUAUUACACGUUUGGAGAUGAAAAUAAGAAACAUUUUGUAAAUGAAUGGGCAGCAGAAAUUCAAGGUGGAAAAGAAGAAGCAAGGAAAGUGGCUUCACAGUAUGGUUAUACUUUCGUAGGAUCGAUUUUGCCAGAUAUAUAUCUACUUCGUCAUUCCAGAGUGUCAAAGCGCUCCAAAUAUCCUAGUACAUAUUACCACAGAUACAUUGCUCAACAUAAAAAUGUGAUAUGGUUGGAACAACAAGUUGCCAAGUCCAGGAGAAAGAGAUUUAUACAAUAUCAGGAAUUCAAUGACACAAAAUGGCGUAACCAAUGGUACCUUAAUCGUGGGGAUGGUAUGGAUAUGAAUGUUCAGAAGGCGUGGGCCAUGGGGGUGACUGGGAAGGGCGUGGCAGUCACUAUUCUGGACGAUGGCAUUGAGACAGAACAUCCGGACCUCAAACGCAACUAUGAUGAAAAGGCAAGCUAUGACGUAAAUGGCCAUGACCCAGAUCCCACUCCGAGAUAUGACUACAAGAAUGAGAACAGACAUGGGACACGGUGUGCAGGGGAAGUGGCUGCCCAGGCGAACAACAGUGAGUGUGUGGUCGGAGCCGCCUACGACGCAAGGAUAGGAGGUGUGCGAAUGUUAGACGGUGAUGUCACAGACUCGGUGGAGGCAACCUCUCUCGGCCUUAACCCUCAGCAUAUCCAGAUCUACAGUGCGAGCUGGGGACCAGAUGAUGAUGGCCGCACAGUGGAUGGUCCGGCAACACUUGCCAGCAAAGCUUUUUUUGAUGGCGUCACCAGGGGUCGCGGAGGUCUGGGAUCCAUCUUUGUGUGGGCGUCAGGGAAUGGGGGUCGGGAUGAGGACAGCUGUAAUUGUGACGGCUACACUAACUCCAUCUACACAUUGUCAAUCAGUAGUGUAACAGAGAGCGGGAAGAUCCCCUGGUACUCUGAGGCAUGCUCCUCCACACUCGCUACCACAUACAGCAGUGGCUCCACCGACGAAAGACAGAUUAUGACAACAGACAUUAAAAAGAGUUGUACAGAAACCCACACUGGGACGUCUGCCAGUGCUCCGUUAGCUGCCGGACUCUGUGCACUAGCGCUACAGGCAAAUCCGAUGUUAACCUGGAGAGACUUACAACACAUUGUUGUCAUGACUGCCAAGCCAGAUUACCUACAUGACCCCACCUGGACAACCAAUGGUGUCGCACGCAAAGUGAGUCACUCAUUCGGGUAUGGUCUGAUGGACGCUGCGGGUAUGGUUGAGCUAUCCCGAAACUGGACCACUGUGCCACCUCAACAUAUAUGUGAGAUUCACUCAAACGACACUGACAAGCCAGUGCCAAUGAAUGGUAAGAUCUCUGUGCCACUGUACACUGAUGGAUGUGAGGGGACACAGUACGAGGUUCGCUACCUGGAGCACGUGCAGGCUCGUAUCACCCUGAAGGCCUCCCGGCGGGGUGAUAUCCAGAUCUACCUGACCUCACCCAUGGGCACCCGCUCCACCCUGCUGGCCAAGAGGAGCCAGGACACGUCCCGGGAGGGCUUCAACAACUGGGCCUUCAUGACCACCCAUAACUGGGGCGAGCUUGCUAAGGGCCAGUGGGUGCUAGUGAUUGAGAAUGCAGCAAGAUCUUCGGAUGUGUAUAAUGAAGGUCUCGACGGCUUCGGUGGGGCUCGCCUCAAGAACUGGUGGCUCGUGUUGUAUGGAACGGAGCGGAACCCACAGCAACCGCAGACAAGCUCCACGACAACGACAACCACACCUGCUCCCACGACGACUGUAAAGAUCAGCCGACAACGUAAACACAAUCCCCCACAACUCUCACCUUACUAUCGAUUUGACUCUGAAGGCAUCAGUUUUAGAUUACAUGAGCAAUCUAAAAAGCCAGAACCAAAAGAAGAUAACAGGAGGAAAUAUGAUAGGAUUCAAGAUGAUGAUAUUCAAAAAGAUAAUGAUACUCAACAAUCCACAAGCCAAAAUAAUGUGAAAUAUAUCUACAAUCAGUUGAGUCCUAAUGAUGAUUUUCAUCCAAAGAACAAAAAUCACAUGUGCCUGUUUGAGACCCUGGCCAAGCAGAACAAUAUGACCACAAGGCAGUACUACCAGAUGAUGAAAAAAGACCUCUCAUCAGAGGAUAUAAUAAGAAGACAUGGAGGUUUGUGUACUAGCCAUCCCACAAAUGUCAAACCAUACAACCGGGCAUUCUUGGUGAAUGCAUACAGAAAGUGCUUUUGUAAACAAACGGAGUUGAAGAAAUGGGAUCUUGUGUUACGGGGGACAGCGUCCCACCCCCAUGCCCACAAUAUUACCCCGCCUGCCAACCACGACCAGCCAUUCACUUGUAGUGGCAUCAAAUCACAUGGAGUCUGUAUAGAGUGUCGCCCUGGCUUCUACAAGCUGAAGGAUGGGUGUGUGGCCAACUGCCCUGAACAUUACUACGGCAUGAUGCAGAUGGUCCAGUUACGAUCCACAGAAAAUACCUCAAACAACCCAGGCCCCAAGUUCCAGAGACAGGGGGUCUGUCUACCUUGCCACGAGGCCUGUAGGACCUGUAAAGGCUCCAAGGAAUCUCAGUGCUUUCAGUGUACGGACGGCUAUGAAAAAGAUAAGGGCCUCUGCCAAAAGAAACUACUGCUGAAUUUCCUAGACCCAGACAUGCUUGGCUUCUUUGUGUGGGUGAUAGUACUGUGUAUAGCAGCCAUUGUGCUGUUUGGUGUUAUAUUUGGGUUGCUUCACGCCCGGGACCGGCACCUGCUGUGCUGGAAGGGCAAGGGGAAAGAAGCGGGGAAGGGCGACUUCUCCCUUACACAGGAGGAAAUAGACACUGAUGUCCACAACUUUGACAUCAUUCGUAACCGCAAUUUCAGGCAUGCCAGUAUUCCGGAGAGCAGUGAUCCCCUGUGUACUGUACAUGUCAAUCAGUUAGAAAAUGACAUAUAUUUACGUGAUUUAACACAGUCAUAUAGACUGGACCACAAGGCCAGUAGAGACAAUGUUGCCCGCCAUAGUGGCAGCAGCAGUAACCGCAGUAGCCAGCUGGAUCGUGAUAGUAUUUCUGUAGUUGAUAACAACAGCAGUGCUAACAGAUACAGUGAUCAUAGGAAGACGAGACAUUCGGACCGCAGCAGUGGUCGCAAGUACAUGGACAGCUAUGUGACUUAUGACAUCAACAGUACCCUGACCCAGGCCAUGGGAAGGGAGAUGGGGGGUAAGACAGCCAGUGUGGGCCAGGGGCUGGUCAGCCAUGGCCAGGGACACUCGAACUUCCACAGCACCCGGAGUACCGGCAGUCUCAGACACCAGUACACCUAGUCUUUGUGGCCUCUAGAAUGCAUGUGUAUACUUUACUAUUGUCACUAUGUCAGCAUUAGAUAUCUCUAUCUCCACUUAGUUUUUGGCAUAUUGAUAUUCAUUUGGUAUCUGUUAAUUUUCUUGAUAUUAAAUCUCAAAUCAAAAUUUUCUUGAAGGAAAUGUUGCAAUUGAAGCACAUAUACUCAAUAUACUCUAUUAGUAGUUAUUGUUGACAUGAAAAUGUUAGAUUCAAUAAAUAUACAGAUCAACUCUGUUGAGAGUGAAAUCCACAGGGUAGAGUGCAAUAUUGUCUCAUACUGGGUACUCAUACAAUGCAAUAUUUACAUCUCUCUGUCACCAUUGUAGGGCAAGCUUUGAAGACUUUCUCUUCUAGAAAAAUCCAGAACAGUUAUCAGGUUGUUUUGCAUAAUGUUUUGUUAAAAAAAAUAAUAGUUGCAUAAUUUGCAAUUUUUCUUCAUUUAUUUCACAGACCAGCUUUUUCAUGUCAUAAAGGCUUAACUAUUCGGAUUUGUCUAGCCUUCUCAAUUCAGAUAAUAAAACACAGUCACCUGAAAAUAGUCAACUUAAUGUAAGUGCCUAGCAAGAUUAUGCAAAUUAUUGUGUUUUCUACCCUAGCCUUCUACUUGACAUCAUCAUGUUCCCAGACAUUUUAAUCUUGCCACACAUUUUGCAUCAUAAAUGCCUUGUUAUUGUAAACACCUAUCACAUUUGAGCUAUGUACAGAACAUAAGUGUUUCUUUUUAAUGAUAAUUGCUGAUUGUCAGUAAUUAAGCCAAAAAGUAUAGAAAUCCGCCACAAUUACUUGAUAUAAAACAUGCCAUUUGAUAUAUGCCUAGUCAUAUCAAAUAUGUAGUGAUGUUCAACUGUCUGUCGCUGUAAUUCAUCUUCAACUAUCCAGUAAUAAAGAAGUUCAUUUGAUGUUGAAUGUCUGUUAAAAGACCAUUUAUAAUUCCAGAAUGUGUUUAUAUUUUCCAAUUAGUGUUUAAGAAGUACAUGUAAUAAAAUUUGUUUGGGUCACAAACUCUCACAAUAGCCAACCAGAAGUAUCAUGUUAUGAACAAGGUAACAUUGUUAUUUAGUUAUAUGAGUAAGGAAUUAGCUGAACAAACUAGCAGAUGUCAAAUGAACUUCUGUCACUCUAGAUGGUUGAAUGCUGCAAACGUCUGAUCUUCUAGACCAGAUUUAUCAUAACAUCAAAAUUGUCGCUCAAAUCUGCCUGAAUGUUGUUUGUAUAACAUUAACUAUGGUCCUAAAUCUUGUUGCUUUGUUUAAAUUGUAUACAUUGGCACUAACUGUAUGAUAUAUCUUGUACAUAAUAGAUAGUUAGUAUAUGUAUAAAUCUGGUACAUGUGUGCAUUAAUUGUACAUGAUAUUAAUGAACCAUUUUGUGUUCAAAUGUAUUGUUAUGUAAAAUAUUACACAAAUGUUUAUGUACAUUUUCUUGACUUUAAUUAAGAUAUUAUCUCUUACGCAAAGACAUCUAUAUAUACAAUCUUAUACUUUUGUCAAAACUUCAGCUCUUGAAGCGUUUUAGAAGUAGACAUAAAAUGCGAAAUAAUUUGUUCCUCAAACUGGAGACUGUUUGAUGAUGGCAAUGUUGAAUUGUUUUCAACUUGUGUUUCUUAUGGUUUAUGUUGAAUACAGUAUGAGAUGUUGAACAGUGUUGUGCAUCCAGACUUUAAUUAAUGAAUUGUCACCCGGCCAUUUCAUUGAAGCCUGCGUCGAGUAUGAAAACAGGUUAUUUAAUAUUUUGUGUUUGAGAUUUCUUUUUAAAUUUCUCAACAAAGCUCGAUAUUACUGUUUUAUAAAUAGAAUCAUAACAAGUUUUCUAAUGUGAGCACCAUUAGAAAUCUUUUAUGUUUAGUUUGAAUUUGAAAACAGUCUCGUACAAAGUCAUGUAAAUUUCUAUUAUCUGUAUAACUUAUCUGUUGUUGAUUGAUUAUACAUACACUUUGACAAGAAUUAGUAAAUGUGGCCUAUUCAUGGUAUCAGAUGCUUUCUGUAAUUGCCGCAACUUAUGCCAAAGAUUCGUCAUCAAUGUAUAACUUUAUUGUUGUAAGAAUUAUUGCCCUUUGAUAAAUGAUUGUUUUUACAUGUAGAUGUGUUCAAUAUUUGAACUUUUCCACAACUACAGCAAAUAGUUUUGUUAUAUCAGAUAUUCUGAUUUUCUUUAAGGCAUAUUAACCCUAGAUCCAAGGUAUGUCUCAUACUUCGUGAAUUUGGCCAGUUGAUUUGAUAUUUUAUUUCAUUUUCAAAUCAGAAUGGUCGUGCAUAUUACAAUGACCUUUGUUAUAUUGUUGUUUUGUUGAACUCAGGUUUUUAUUUAUUAUUGAAUAUUUUUGCAUUGUUUGCUUAAACUUUUGUAUUAUAUUGUUUCAUUACACAAAAUUAAUUCACUAUCUGAUAAAGAAAAAAACAAACUGAAUUAUUGAUUUUUUUUAAAUAAACUGGUUUUGUUACUGUACUUGAUAUAUUUAUUUGAAGAAGUAGAAUUGUAAAUAUAAAAAAAUGGCAUGUAUUAGGGAUUGUACACGGAUGUUUACAGAUAUUGUUGUUAUGUUGGUAACUGUUUGACUUAAUGCAGUCAUAUUUGUGUCAAUAUAAUUGAUGUUUAAACUAAACUAAAAUAUUUACUAAAUUCAUAGCGAAUAUUCAAAAAGUCAAUUUAAAUAUAAAGAUUGUAUAAACACUUAUCAAUUGUUUUGGGAUAAAAGAUAAGAAUUUUUUUAUGUAAAAUCUAAAUUUGGAUAAUAUUUAGUAGAGAAACUCAUCUGAACUCUGCUAUAGUUUGACUAUGAUACUGAUGCAGUUUGUAAAAUGGUGGCCAACCUUCAUGUUGAUAACUAUAGUUGUAUAAUUCUGUCAAUAUUUAUGUACAAUAGGUCAGUGUUGAUGAAGGAAUUUGUCCACAUGGCUAAUAAAAUAAUAAUAACGCU
Messenger RNA from Mya arenaria, 6536 nucleotides. RefSeq names its product furin-like protease kpc-1. The transcript is spliced from 17 exons. NCBI's taxonomy places the organism in Eukaryota, Metazoa, Mollusca, Bivalvia, Myida, Myidae. Gene Ontology annotation, molecular function: serine-type endopeptidase activity. The record is from RefSeq and is a predicted model, not a curated record. Gene Ontology annotation, biological process: peptide hormone processing. Bases 247 to 3600 code for a protein of 1117 amino acids. Gene Ontology annotation, cellular component: trans-Golgi network; Golgi membrane.